GCGAAUGGGCAUUUCUCUGGACGACGGAGGUUGACCGUCAUCCAUCCCGCUCCCUCAACCCACGUAUCACUCUUGGUCCAUACCCCGCCAAAGACAACCGCAGAAUUAGGGAAAAGCAGAGGCAAAAGAAAGAAAGAAGGAAAGAAGGAAAGAAAGAAAAACAACAUGAAUAAAUUCAGGAAACAAGAGAUCAAUGGCAAGACCAUCUCAGAUAUUGAUGAAGUUGAACAGGGACAGGGUCUUCUGGAAGAAAGCAGCACAGACACAGACACAGACGCAAGCACAAACUUCUCACCAGCACCCAGGAGAUCACGUAGCUCCAAUUGUAGAUGGUACAGUGUUGUCAUCGGAUUCCCAGUGCUGCUAUGUGCAACCAACCUUCUUACCUUCUGGAUCACCGCUUCCACUAGACCACAAUGUCAUGCUCCGGCGUCAGUGGCGGAACCUCCAAGCCUCGCGCCGAUGCUUCGAGAUCUGAACCUCGAGACAAUACAUGUCAAGUUUGACUCAACAUUCUAUAGCCAGGGCAGCCGUUAUCGUAAGCCUCCAUCGCCGGAGACUGAUGCUGCGUGGAACUUCGCAGGCGCCAAUUUUGGAUUCCUUCUCAUUCCCGAAGAUCAAGCCAGUGAAUCGGAUCUAACAUCUGAUCACAUUCAUCUCGCUGGCGGUCCAGAUCAAGCCAAUCUGACGGGGAUUCCUGCCGAUGUUGAAGUAUUUCAUCAACUACAUUGCUUGAAUCUACUUCGAAAGGCGACAUGGUAUAACCAUGAUUACUAUCGAAAGCUCGGCGCAGACGAGUUUCAGCAUCCAGAUCGCACGUUAUCCGUCCACGUUGACCAUUGCAUAGACAAUUUGCGCCAACGGAUCAUGUGUACGGCUGAUGUUGGACUUGUUCCGUUCUACUGGGUCGGAGACGAUGGUCAGACGGAUCCCGAGUUCAGUCGGACGCACACAUGCCGUAAUUUCGAGACCUUGCACGAUUGGAUGAUGCAGCAUAUGGUCACUCUAGACUCCAACGCCACCCUGCUUCCCAGACCAGGCGACUACAGAGUCGACCAUUUUCACUAAUUGAAUGCGCGAUUCGGAGGAGAUGAAUAGUAUACAUCUAGGCGGGGCAGAGAAUUAAUUCCCAAUUAUUAUUAUUUUUAAGAAAAAGAAUAUGUAAAAAACUAUGACUUCUUCAGAUUCACUGCAUUUCCUGGUGACUCUCUGUGCUUCUUCUUGCUAUCUGUGA
Messenger RNA from Trichoderma harzianum CBS 226.95, 1234 nucleotides. RefSeq lists its product as hypothetical. Gene Ontology annotation, biological process: mycotoxin biosynthetic process. The transcript has 4 exons. The record is from RefSeq and is a predicted model, not a curated record. NCBI's taxonomy places the organism in Eukaryota, Fungi, Ascomycota, Sordariomycetes, Hypocreales, Hypocreaceae. Bases 166 to 1068 code for a protein of 300 amino acids.